AUGCUCCCCUCGUACUCUACUCCACAACUUCGUAAGCUGAAAUUGUAUUGGCUACGACUAUCAAAAGAGGUCGUCCAAGACAGUACUCUACUAUUUGAUUCAUUUGACAUGAGGAGGGAAGUUUUCGAGAGGGUGGAGCUGCCUUACCAUGCUGCUUCUACAAAGGAUUUGUCUGGAACUUCCAGAUGUUUGUUGAACGAAGAGGCCAUGGUAUCUCUUUUCAAGGUCCACGAUGCUAAUGCGACAAGAGACUAG
Linum trigynum is the source of this 255-nucleotide messenger RNA. The record is from the annotation of a GenBank genome assembly. Lineage: Eukaryota; Viridiplantae; Streptophyta; Magnoliopsida; Malpighiales; Linaceae.